AUGGUACACCUUAAUCCUUUCCACGAGAAUAAAAGUAAGGCGCCUGUACCGCCUAAUAUGGAGCGUGAGGCCCAUGAUGAGCCGGUUGACAUACUCCACGGACGGUCCGUGCAUCGCAGAGGGGUGAGUUCUUGCGACCCAUCAGGAGGAUCCUAA
Molecule: messenger RNA, 156 nt
Organism: Serpula lacrymans var. lacrymans S7.9
Lineage: Eukaryota; Fungi; Basidiomycota; Agaricomycetes; Boletales; Serpulaceae
Exons: 2
Coding region: 1-156 (51 amino acids)
Source: RefSeq, a predicted model, not a curated record